AUGACGUCACAGUAAAACCUGCUCUGGCUGGGUGUCUGACUGCCUGAGUUGGCCCUCAGAAAAGUCAACUGUUUGCCUUGCUACUUAUUGCUAACCUAACUUUCCUAACCAUUCGGUUCGCCUUUCUUGGAGUCUUCUUGUUUGACGACAGCAACCUUCGCGACGCGGCUCUGUGAACCCUUUUUGGGGAUGUUUUAGGCUGGGAGAAAAGUUCAUUGAGUGUUCUUGGAGGAACCGGUGUGUGGCGGCCAGUACCAAAGAUGGAUAAGCUAACCGAUAGCUGACUUGUUAGCCGAAAAGUCAAAGGUCAAGAAUAGGAGCGAGUGGGCAUGCUAACGGCGAGCUAGUUUAGCAUUUUAUCGGCUAACCGAGUGACUUUGUUAGCCCUUAACGGGCGACGUAAACUGGCCGCUGUUUGCUUCCUCGGGCCUGGUUGCGACACCGCGAAUAGUUUGUCAAAAGGAAGCUAAUCCAGGAAGAAGCCCUUGCCUUGAAAACGGGCUGUUAGAACAGGCCAGAGGAGUAUUGUCGAGAGGUUGUUGCUUUCGCCUCAGACGAACAGAAUGCUAUCCAACGCACAGAACCAGCCGCUCUUUCCCAACCCGACCGGGCAACAGAAUCCCGCCGGGCAGCAGCAGAACCCCGCAGGCCAGUUUCCCCCCUUCCUAAGCAGACCCACCUUACAAAUAAAGAAGAACGCCAUUACAGACGAUUAUAAGGUGACCAGUCAGGUGCUGGGGCUUGGUAUCAAUGGCAAGGUGCUCGAAAUCUUCCAGAAGAAGACCGGGGACAAAUAUGCACUAAAGGAAACCGGAGUACCCGGAGAAAACCCAUGCAGGCACGGGGAGAACAUGCAAACUCCACACAGGCGGGGCCAGGAUUUGAACCCCAGUCCUCAGAACUGUGAGGCAGAUGUGCUAACCAGUCAUUCACCGUGCCGCCUUACAUACAGGAAUUCAACACCUGCGAGUCGGUCUUUUAGGGUUGCGAUGAAGUUAUGCAUUGAGCAGCUGUUCAACUCCCAUUCCAGUACACAAUGCAGACAAAAAAAGAUGCUGCAAGAUUGCUCAAAAGCACGUAGAGAAGUGGAGCUCCACUGGAGGGCGUCGCCUUGUGCCAACAUUGUACGGAUUAUUGAGGUCUAUGAAAACCUGUAUCAAGGCAGGAAAUGCCUGCUAAUUGUCAUGGAGUGCAUGGAUGGAGGUGAACUCUUCAGUCGAAUCCAGGACAGAGGCGACCAGGCCUUCACAGAGAGAGAGGCAUCUGACAUAAUGAAAAGCAUAGGAGAGGCUAUCCAGUACCUGCAUGCUGUUAACAUUGCACACCGAGAUGUUAAGCCAGAGAAUUUACUGUACUCAACCAAGAGGCCCAGCGCUUUGCUCAAACUCACAGACUUUGGCUUUGCCAAGGAAACCACCUCUCACAACUCUCUUGCUACUCCCUGCUACACACCUUACUAUGUUGCUCCAGAGGUUCUGGGCCCAGAGAAAUAUGACAAGUCUUGUGACAUGUGGUCUUUGGGUGUCAUUAUGUAUAUUCUGUUGUGUGGUUACCCCCCUUUUUAUUCUAACCACGGUCUAGCCAUUUCUCCCGGGAUGAAGAAGAGGAUUAGGAUGGGACAGUAUGAGUUUCCUAAUCCCGAGUGGUCUGAUGUAUCAGAAGAAGCUAAACAACUGAUUAGGACCCUCCUUAAGACAGAGCCCACCCAAAGGAUGACGAUCACGGAGUUUAUGAAUCACCCCUGGAUUAAUCAAUCGAUGGAGGUUCCUCAGACGCCACUGCACACUAGCCGGGUGUUAAAGGAAGAGAAGGACGCGUGGGAGGAUGUCAAGGAGGAAAUGACCAGUGCCUUGGCAACCAUGAGGGUUGACUAUGAGCAAAUAAAGAUAAAGACCAUUGAGGACUCAACCAAUCCACUUCUAACGAAGAGGAGGAAGAAAGCCAGUAAUGCCAUGGCGGACACUCAGUCUGCUGCCCACUGAAUAAUGCACACACAGAUUGUAAAAAGGAAGCAAUAAGUUGUCGACGUGAGUCGCACUGCAUGGAUUUUUUUCGUAUUUUAAUUUCCAUAUCAAGUCUGUUUUGGAGAGUGCUGUUUUUUUGUUUUAAGCAUUUUAAUUGACCCCCUUUCACUUUUGCAGAGAGGUUCUUGAUCUGUGGUUUUACAUCAGGGAAGAGAUUAUGAAUAAGAAAAGGUGAGGAGAAGCACUCUGGUAUUCCUCUCCUCCCUCAAACAUCAGGUUUUGUGCUCAGAACUCAAUACGUGAAGCCACACUGUGUUAGUACUGUCCAGCCCAAAAUAUUAAAUGUUAAAUGAAAUAGCUAAAUCCCAAAAAACAAGGCAAGGCAGGAUUUCCUUUACUUAUACACAAUGUAAGGAGAUGUCUUUUGAACUGACAAGUGGAUUGUAAGGAUUAUCCUGACUGGAAUGGCCAGGAGUUCUUUGUCUUUGUUAAUGUUCUCUCUCACCAGGGCCAUUCUGUGCCAUUGUGACCUGUAGCCUCCCCCAACCCUCUUCUUUCACCUGCCUUAAGACAUCCUUUUUACAGGUCCAGUCUCCGGGCAGAGAAGGUAGCGCCACCUGCACGUAGCUUACAAAGAAAAAAAAAAAGAGAGUAUUUUUUCACAGAUUUUUACAGACAUUUUAAGCACAUGCCUUAUUGACUUUUUGUUUGUGGCAUUUAGCAACGUUAUGUUCAGUUGCCAGAUUUCAGGUUAAUGCUAUGCAGAUGGUGUGUCAGCUUAAAGCACUGCUUGGACCUUUUGUCGUUGGUGUUGGGUUUUGUUUGCUUAGUGUAUUUGAGAAGUGGGGACUGUGUAUGUUCCUGUAGCAAGGAGAACCCUCUUGUGGAAGCUUUUUGUGAGGAACGGUGGGACACGUGGUUACUAGCUACUGUUUAAUUUCAUUUGACAACAACUGCACCUAAAAACUUCCUGCCAAAAAGUACGAAAGAGCGUCUCCUCUUCAGAGAGCGCCAUGUGACGCACCACCACCAAGCUAUCGUCACAAUCACAAGAUAUAAUUGAUGGUUCUUCUUCAGUGUUCUCUCCAUUCAGGACCCUGCCCAGCUCAGUUGGGAUCAUGGGGAAAUAUUGCAUCUAGUUCCUUGUUGAAAGUACACCAACAGUCUGUGGCACCAACAAAUAUAGCUCUGUAAAAAUGUUUGUUGAAAAAAAAUUUCCUUUUACUAAAUUUUUUUUUUUUUGUCUCCUGCACAUUUUAGUAGCAGACGGUCUCUUUUUUCUGUUCAGUAAGCUGCAACUGUCAUACUUUUGUCUGCUUGCUUUCAAUUAAAAAACACAUAAACCAG
Messenger RNA from Phyllopteryx taeniolatus (common seadragon), 3311 nucleotides. RefSeq names its product MAPK activated protein kinase 2a (gene mapkapk2a). Gene Ontology annotation, biological process: toll-like receptor signaling pathway; inflammatory response; intracellular signal transduction. NCBI's taxonomy places the organism in Eukaryota, Metazoa, Chordata, Actinopteri, Syngnathiformes, Syngnathidae. Bases 564 to 1982 code for a protein of 472 amino acids. The transcript has 13 exons. Gene Ontology annotation, molecular function: ATP binding; calcium/calmodulin-dependent protein kinase activity; calmodulin binding. Gene Ontology annotation, cellular component: nucleus; cytoplasm. The record is from RefSeq and is a predicted model, not a curated record.